Rhizophagus irregularis DAOM 181602=DAOM 197198 is the source of this 1290-nucleotide messenger RNA. RefSeq lists its product as uncharacterized. Lineage: Eukaryota; Fungi; Glomeromycota; Glomeromycetes; Glomerales; Glomeraceae. The record is from RefSeq and is a predicted model, not a curated record.
AUGAAUCUCGAAGAUAAUAAUGAUAAUUAUGGUUAUGAUUAUGAUUCUGUUGAAGAAAUACGUCGACAGAUAGAAGAAGAUGAUGCUAUUGAAGGCAUACGUCAUCAGCUAGAAGAAUUUCACAUUAAUCAAGCUAAGAUUAUUAAUGCUGUUAAAAAACUCGCGAAGGCUCAAUACCGAUGCUCUAAUUGUGAUAAGAGUAGUCCCAAUUCUCGUAAUUGUCCUAAAAAGAAAAAGAAGCGUAGAAGAACAUCUAAAAGGUGUAAGGUUAAUCUUGUUGUAGAUGACUCUGAUACAAACUCUGAUGGCAGCAGUAGUUCUUCUGGCGAGUCAGAAACUGAGAGUUCAUCCGCUUCAGAAGAUACUAUUCGCAAAAUAAUCCAAAGUGAGCUUGGCGUGGCUUUGCAAGAGGAGAUUAAGAAGAUUCUCAGCUCCCUUCCUAUAUAUAUGACACAAGCGUGCCCUGUCAGGACUUUUCCACUAGAUACUAAAAAGCAGGAUCAGCAGAACUGGCAGGGUCGGCGGGAUUCAUCUCAAAACAAGUCUAUUUCUUCUACCAAUCCUGUUCCUGUCUCGAUGAACCCAGAAUCUGACCCAUCUGAGUCAGAGGAGGAUGAUUAUUUAGACAAUUCUAUGGAAAUCGAUUUUGUCCAGAAGAAAGAGCCUAAAACGAGUAUUGCGAGUGUGAAGUGUAAAAUUAAGCAUCUAAAAAUCCUGGCCAUAGCUCUCGAUUCUGCAGCUAAAAUUCCUAUUAUAACAGAAAAUAUUGUUAAGCGCGUUAAGGCAGAUAUCAAUAAAUCCAUAAAACACGACCUCAGUGGUAUCGCUACUGCGCCAACUGAGUCUAUCGGAGUCAUUCAUAACUUACCAGUAAUUCUGGCUCCCAGUCACACUAUUUACGAAAAUUUCGUGGUUGUGAAGUAUCUUAAGCCCAUGCUAAUAUUCUCCAACCCUCUCUUUAAGAAAUAUAGAUACGCAAUCGAUUGGAAUAAGAAUGAGUUAAAAAUCUUUCAUAAUGGUAAGGAUUUGAUUAUCCCCGUCAUUAUGCAUAAGAUCAAAAAUAAGAUCGAAAUGAAUUGCGUGAGUGUUACGUCUCCAGCACUUCUUCAGGGGCAGGUUGACAAAUCUACAAUCCUGGACUGCGUUUUGCAGGACAUGGACGACAUACUAAAAAAAAACAUGAAAUACGAAGAGCUUAAAGAGAAAUUAUAUGCUGCUCUUAAAUCUAAAGCAGAGCUCAAUGAUUUAUGCGAAAGGUUGCAGGCACACCAUAGUAAACAAUUAGGAUGA